Molecule: messenger RNA, 537 nt
Organism: Nymphaea colorata (pocket water lily)
Lineage: Eukaryota; Viridiplantae; Streptophyta; Magnoliopsida; Nymphaeales; Nymphaeaceae
Exons: 1
Coding region: 1-537 (178 amino acids)
Source: RefSeq, a predicted model, not a curated record
AUGGGUAGUGCUUCUGAGCAGAGGGGUUUGCUGGAGGCUUUGGAACCUCCACAUCACAUGGAGAGGUUGGGAAUUUGCGAUUAUGAAGGAGAUAAGCCAGCGUGGUAUUUGGACACCAACUAUGUGGAGCUGCGGAUGCUAUGCCUGGAACGUUGCCCAACCUUGUGUGCAACAGUGAUAGGAAUUAAAUCAUUGGAAGAAUUAGAGGUCAGCGAAUGCCCAACAUUGUGUGAAUUGAUGAGGAUGCCUUUGCUGAAGUCCUUGAAGGUUUGGAAUUGUGAUGGGCUCAACACAAUUGGUGACUUGCCUGCCCUCAAGCCGUCGACUGUGUGCAGAUGUGAAAGGCUGAAGCCUUUCGCUAACAUGGCUGCAUUGAAGUUGUUGGAUGUGAGCCUUUGUCCUAGGCUAGAGCAAGUAUCUGAUGAUCACAUGCCAGCUUUAAUGAGGUUGAAGCUGUGGGGCCUGGACAUUUUGAAGCAGCACCCUACUCACCUUCCUUCACUUGAGGAACUGGUAGUACUGUAUUUGCCCAACUAG